AUGCCUUUCGGGUUGCGCAACGCUCCCGCCACAUUCCAACGGCUCAUGAAUAUCGUGCUGGGAGGCGUCUGCAAGUGUGAGGUGUAUUUAGAUGAUAUUGUUGUCUAUUCAGACACCUGGCCAGAGCAUAUGGAGACACUCACUGAUGUGUUCCAUCGCCUGGAAAAGGCAUCCCUCACCCUCAACCUCACCAAGUGUGAUUUUGGUAAGGCCAUGGUGAUGUACUUAGGAAAACAAGUGGGUCAGGGACAAGUGCGCCCUAUCUUGGCCAAAAUCCAGGCCAUACUGGACUUUCCUGCUCCUCGGACUAGGCGUGAGCUCCGCUGUUUUCUCGGCAUGAGUGCGUUCCUGGCUGUUAAGACUCUCCUGUGCAGUGCGCCAGUGCUGGCUGCCCCUGAUUUUGCACGCCCUUUUAAAUUAAAGGUAGAUGCUAGUGCAAACGGAGCAGGUGCCGUAUUGCUACAGGAAGACCAUCAUGGUGUGGAUCACCCAAUCGGCUAUUUCUCAAAGAAAUUCAAUGUCCAUCAGCGAGGGUACAGCACGAUUGAGAAAGAGGCCCUCUCUCUGCUGUUCGCAUUGCAGCAUUUUGAGGUGUACGUUGGUUCCAGCCCCUUGCCUGUGAUCGUUUAUACCGACCACAAUCCCCUGUGCACGCCUACACGUAAAGGCACACACUCAGCCAAAGCAAAAUUGUCGCUGCGCAGCUACAUUUGCGAUUUAAGAGAUGACAAAGAGGAUACAGUGUUAGGGAGUCUGCCCCUGCUCAGUUUCCAGAUUGGAGGAGUAGAGCUUUCAGAAAACAUCACCUGCAAAUUUGCCUUUAAGGUGGAGCAUGUCGGGACCAGGACAUACUAUUUCAGCACAGACAGCUAUGCAGAACAGGAAGAGUGGAUCAGAGCCCUGAGUGAUGCUGCUGAGGUCAAUAGUCAACCAAGAAACAGGAAACACCAAGAUUUUAUCAACCACAGCAUGGAGACAAAGCCUCAUUACUCACAAACACAACAGAAUCCACACAUACAAACAAAGAAUGAAACUGACACCAACCUGGCCCUCCACUCUAAUAUCAAUGGGGUUGACAGCCCUGGAAUAUCUGCAAGCUCAAACAUUUGCUCUCACAUAAAUGAUAGAAUGGAAGGGAAAAGUGUAGAAGCUGAAGGGGGAAGAACAACUCCUCCUCCUAGUGCCAUGCCCCUCAACAGCAGUAGUAAACCCCCUCCAUCCAAGAGCCACAAUGGACAUCAACCAGCUGAGGGACAUGAAGAGCCAGGUGUUGGUUUAUCAUAUGACCCCAGGGAACAGCAGGAGAAUGUGGUGCUGAGGAGAGGUUUUGUCCCAAGGACAGCUCCAGAGAGGUUGGCCCAAAGAAAGUGCUCAAUGGCUCAACUGCAACAGUGGGUCAACCAGCGGCGGGGCAUGGCCUCGCAAGAAGACAUCAACAGGCCACCCUCUUACUAUUCUGUGAACCAAGAAGUCUCAGCUGGCUACUAUAACUUUGUGGACGAAUACUCUUUGUACCUACCAGGGGUCCGACCAGACAGCAUCUGCUCUAUGUCUGCUGUGGGGGGCUAUGACAGACUAUGGACUAUUGAGCAAAAGCGACACUCUCUGAGGGAUGAACCCCACCGGUUGUACAGGAAACAGAUGCCCCAAGACCAAUGGGGGCCACAGUACUAUGGUGGAAUGGAAACAUCCAUGAGGAGCCUGUUUAUUCAGCCACGUUCGAAGUCUGUGCCCAGAUCACCAUCCUCAUCAUCGAGACGGCCCUAUUCACCAGCGUCAUGCACCUAUGCCUCACCUGCUCGAUCACUAUCCAAUGGUUUUGACCGGUUUUCAGGGAGGAUGAAUGAAGAUGCAAUCUAUCCACCAGUCUACAGUCUGAGAAGAUCUUUCAGCUCCCCAAAGUAUAACUACCAUGGUGAUAGGAGGUCAUUAAACCAAGGAUUAUACCACCACAACUACCCUGUAUCCCCUUCUGUUCACAGUAAAAUGGAGGAUAUAUUAGAUUUUCAGCUCCAGCGCAACCUGGAUUACCUAGAUCAACAGCUCCUUGUUACACAGAAGCUCUUGGGGCGAUUAUGUGAGCAGAACCAGAUUUUGAAAGACCACGAGGCAGUUGUCCACAGACUGAGAAUGAAUAAGGACAGCCUAGAGGAAGCACUGUUGGCUACUCAUCAGGAAAUGGAGAUAUACCAUAACCAGCCUUUAAUCAUGGAAAAGCUGCAGUUCAAAAAGGAAACCCAGCAGAACCAGCUGAUUAACAUCAGAGGGGAGCUCUCCCAGGCCUCCAGUAGUGAAUUAGUUCGGAGGCACAUCCAAAAAGAGUUUUGGAGAGUUCAGGAUGUAUUAGAAGGUCUACAAAAGAACAGCUUAUCCAGAGGCAUAAAAACAGCCAAGGGUAGAGUUGACAGUGGUGCAUCAGGGUCCUUUACCACCAAUAGUCCAGCAAGCCCACUGAGCUCAGUAAGCCUUACCAGUCCACUGAGCCCCUACUCCCCAGUGCCUGUUUGCCAGGCUUCUCCAACCAAGGAGUUGGGUCUGGAGGAAAGUGUUCCCCCUAGGCCUCCCCUUCCCAAAUCCUAUUACCCAUUGGAUCCCUCCUAUACCUUUCCUCCCUCCAUCCCUCCCCUGCCUUUUGACAGCACAACCUGGCCACACAGCUUCGGCAUCGAUGUUGAUUACCUUGGUGGUGAAGAUUCUGACUUCAGAAAGCCCAAGUUUGGAGAAUUGAACAAUAUCAGUGAUGUUCAGGAGCAGGCCCAGGACAGGCAGUCCACCAUGAAUAAAGUUGGCAUUGUUCCUCCUAGAACCAAAUCCCCCACUGAUGAAUCACAGAGGAACUUUCCUGAAGUUCAUCGCCGUAACAGCAGAGUGCUUAAUGGAGUCUCCAGGGAGCGCCCAAAAAGUGCUGCUUUUCCCACAGAAAUUAAGAUGAAGAUGAGUGUGGAGGAACAGAAUGAGCGACUUCGUCGCAACCAGAGCAGUUCUAUGAGGGACAAAAGGAGAAGCCUAAACCUGUCAGGAGGCCAGUCUCCAGCCAAUUACAAAGUGGUUCGUAGGCGGCUGACAGCUCAUGAGAUUGACAUCAAAGACUUAGAGAAGGCAGUUCGAGGACAGGGGCAAGAGUCACCAGAGGAAGAAAUUGCUCGUCUGAGACGUUUACAGAUUGAACCAGAACAUUACAACAUCGGCAAAGAGAUGGCUCCUGACAAGGUUCUGAUCCCUGAGCGCUACCUGGAUGUGGAGAAUAACACUCUCUUGAGCCCAGAGGAGCAGAAGGAGAAGCAGAAGAAGCUAGAACGAAUCAAGACCCUUAUUGCCAAAUCAAAUCUGCAGAAUAUGGUUCCCCUUCUGGACGGCCCAGUGGAAGGUGGAGCUCCAGCCAGCUCCCAGCAGCAGUUGCAGGAGCAAGAGAAGCGCAUUGAGAUCUCCUGUGCUCUGGCUGCUGAGGCCUCUCGUCGUAGUCGCCUUCUCUCUGCUCAGUGUGCCUCCAGUUCUCCAGUCUCCCCAACAAACAUAGUUUCUCCCCCUUCCUCGGCUGACUUUCCCAUCUCCACCCACACCAUGAAGGUGUGAUUCUCACAAGUUCAAGCCCUGGGCGCUGUUAAGGUUGAUGGAGCAUCUUUCUGAGGAUUGACUCAAAAAACUGGAAAGUCUCAGAAAAUGGAAAAAGAAAGACCAAAUUUUUACAACGAUAUCAUUUAAAUGUGUCAAAUUUAAUUUCUGGGAGGUAAUAACAAUUUGAAAUCCAAAAGAAUGGGGUAAGACUCAUGAACUCAAGACUCCUCCUGUUAUAUAUGCACUGUAAUGACAAAGGAACACUUCAGAUUACUUAGCAUACUUCUUUUUCUUUUAGCUCAGGAUAUAUCCUACAAAGUAGAAAUUACUGAAAAACUAACAAGGGAACAUAGCAUAUAAGAAGCUCACGCUGAAGAUCAACUAUGAAAAAAGCUACAGAGAGUAUGAAGAGAGACAGUUUCUAACAGUGUGAUGUAAAUGAAUCUAAAGAUGCAUCUGGACCCUGAAAGCCAAUGUUAAAGAACCAACCAGCCCAACUACUGGCCUGUGAAGCUCAGUGAGGAGUGUGGCUAUGGAUAUUUAUUCACACUGGUUGAAGCCUUUGGAAAGUUUUGUGUAACGGAAUCACGUUUUCUUUACGGUCGGAUGCUGUGUAAAAUGCAAAUAAAAACAGAAUGUAAUGAUUUACAAACAAAUUAAUUACGUUUAUGAAAACGGUACAAGAAAAACUAUAUAUAAUAAAAAGGAGAAAUUGUUUUUGAAAAGAAAAAGCUCCCAUGUUUGGUGUAAUUCAUUUCAUAAUGCACCAAAUGUUUACAGUGAGUGAAGUAGGACCUGAAGUGGAGGCAGACCAUUUUAGGACCUGGACAUGUUAUCAAUGCUGAUACAGUCCAAGGAUUUGGCAGAAAAGCAGAUGUGUGAUUGAGAGCAUGUUGCUGUAUAAACUUGUACACAUAUCGUUGCAUGUAAGUAAAUUUACAUUUGCCUUCACAGAUGUUGAAAAUAUCGAUACCAUGCUGCACCCUCAAAUUGUUAGUGAUGCUGGUCUUGAAGCUGUGCACCAGUGACACGCAGCAGCUUUAAAAUAUGUUGCUGCUUUAUGUCAACAUUUGAUAUGGAUCUUUUGUUUUUCUUUACAUUUUAUACAGCCUACCAAGAGCUGAACACAGAUGCCGUGUAGUCAUGUAACCUUCGCGGUGUUACAGGUUUGUCUCUGAGCACGAUGUCCGGGACGCUGAAGAGACCUAUAACCUGUGUACAUUGAAAUAGCCAUCUGACUGGUGUGGGUACUGUACAGAAAAAAUUGAGGGAUGUUGAAAAUUUAUGUAGCUGAAAUCUGGUGGAAACCAAGACAGGUUGUUACAUAUGAAUGUAAUUUAAAUUGGACUCACAUACGGGAUUGCUAGUUCUAUUUUUAAGAGACAUGAUUACCUCAACACAGACACAUACUGCAUUUGGUUAAAUGGCUUUGCACUUAACAUCAAAUUCAGUAGGAGUUCCUCGACGACUUUUCCCUGUGAUUGUGUCACGUUUUUAGGUAUGUGGAUUGUUUGUUUCUAUAGAUAAUGAUAUGCUGUAUAUGGAAUGGGACAAUAGAAGUGACCUUAGAAGAGCAGUUUGGUAGUUUGUCAUUUAAAAGAUGUUCUCUUUUGUGAGGUAUUAUAUACUGAAAUACUGGCAUUUCAUCCAGUAAUGCAGUGCCAUAACAUGUUCUUGUACUGUGUGUGUAUAUAUAUAUAUGUAUAUAUAUAUAUAUAUAUAUAUAUAUAUAUAUAUAGUACAAAAAAAUAGCUAAGUGCGCUCUGUGAUACUUAAAACCUUCUAAGUAUCAUGUUACAAUGGAAAGUAAUCAGGUCCUCACCAGGUUUUAAAAUGGGGCCAAUACAAGAACAAAACUCAUUACAAGAACGCAUUUAUUGCUUUUAUUUGGAUUACCAAGGUCAGUAAUAGCCAGGUGCAAUAGUACUUGAUUAACUGAUCCACAGCAAGUGUGACACCUCUAUAAUAGCAGAAGUGGUCUGGAGCAUUCAGUCGUGCCAUAGAAGAAAGACCGUUAUCUUAGAGAAGCAACUAUUGCUGCCGAUCAGUCUGGGAAGAGUUAUGAGGCCAUUUUCUAACAAUUUAAAGUAACCCCAAAGUCAGACCAUGAAAUGUUUAGAGAAAUUGCUACAACUCUCAGUUAGCAUGUUAGAUGUUAAGGUUAAUAACAGUACAAUGAGAAAACAACGUUUAUUUUCUCUAAAAACAAGAUGGCAGCAUGGCAUAGUUUGCAAAGACUUCUGUAACAAUUGCAUUUGAACAGACAAGACCAGAGUGAAGAUGUUUGGUCACAAUGCACAGUACCAGACAAAGCAUACUAUGACCUCAUAGGAGAGUAAUCCUAAGCACAUCAACAAGAAAGCAAAAAAACCCCACAAAACAUUAAUAAUCUAAUCAAAUCUACAAUAAGAAGGAUAUGAGUAGAACUGAGGCGUUAUCAUAGUCCACAGUUCAGACCCCAACUAUUGUCCUCAUGACAGGUGUCCAUGAACAAAUGUCUGCAAACCUCAAUAAACUGAAGUGACUGUAUAGAAGAGUACGGCAAGAUGGCUCCACAAGUAUGUGAAAGGUGAUGAGAGGAUACAAGCUACUGAAUCAUUGGAUGUCAUUAGUUUUUCACACACUGCUCAUGCAUUUUGUCUUUGUUAAUUAAAUCAAUUAUGACAUAGUGUUAAACUUAAUGUUCAUCUCAAAUUGUAUUUACCUCAUUUUAAAACCUGGUAAGAACUAUACAUAAUUGUUUUAUCAUUCCCUUAUAAAACCUUAGAUUGAUUUUCUUUUUACCAUGACCUUAGGCUUUGCAAAAUGUGCAGAAAUGACUGCAUUUGUUUGGUUGUUUGUUUUGUUGCUUGGUUUUGGGGUGUUUCACACAUGGACCUGCAGAACUUUGAUCCUCUUUGAAACCGUGCCCACAGUUAACGAUACUAUCACUGACUAGAGUAUCAGAAGGACUAAUAACUUUUUUUUUUGCUAAUUUGUAAAUACAAAUAUAAAUACGCUGCACAAAAAUGAAAGAAACACCUUUUUAAUCAGAGAAUAGCAUGUAAUGAGUGAAACUUUGAGGACAUGCGCCAUCUGCUCCAGCCUGUCAAACAUAAACAAUCUUUCCUUUUAAGUACUUAGGAAAUCCUUGAAUUUAUAAAAACAAAACAAAACUAACAAAAAAAAAAAAAACCAAGAAAAAAAAUCACUGUAAUCAGUCAUAAUACUUUUUCUGACUAUAUAAAUGCAGUAGACACAUAAACUGUGAUGUCUUAAGCCAAAAACACACCUUUGUUAAAAGUUACCAGUUUAUGUUAUAGACACACUGUAUUAGAUUCACACAUGUACACCUCCCUGUUUGGUGUGUAUUCGUUGUGCUUUUUGCCCUGAAACUCUGAUUGUAAAGGGUCUGUGAACAGAUUGUGUGACAAUAGCCACAGAAAAUGGAAUUUGACACACAAAUGAUCACCGCUCACACAGUGCAUGUAAGACAGGUGGACACAUACAGUUAGCCCAUAAAUAUUUGGACAGAGACAACUUUUUUUUAAUACUGGCUCUGUACAUUACAACAAUGAGUUUUAAAUGAAGCAACUCAAAUGCAGUUGAAGUGCAGACUUUCAGCUUUUAUUCAGUGGGUUGAUCAAAAAUAAAUAUGAGGAAGUAAAGCAUGUUUUAACUCAACCCCUUCAUUUAAAUAUUGUCUACCUUACCUUGCAAGCUGCUUUUAAAGCACCUUGAGGUAACUGUUACUGUGAUUUGCUGCUGUAUAAAUAAAAUCAAAUAGAAUUUCAGGGGAAAGUAAUUGGACAAAUUCAAUAACUGAAAAUAAAAUGUCUGUUUCUAAUACUUGGUUGAAAAGCCUUUCAUGGCAUUGACAGCCUGAAGUCUUGAACUCAUGGUUCCCUCCUUUUUAAUGCUCUGCCAGGCUUUACUUCAGUGACUUUCGGUUGAUGUUUGUUUGCGGCCCCUUCUGAAGUUUAGUCUUCAACAACUUCAACAACACUCACUUAGUUUAAGAUCAGGUGACUGCCUUGGCCAUUCAAGAAUAUUCCACUUGCAUUAAUAAACUCCUGGGUUGCUCUGGCUGUAUGUUUGGGUCAUUGUCCAUGUAUUAUGAAACAAGGCCCAAUCAGUUUGACUGCAUUUAGCUGGAUUUAGCAGACAGUAUGUCUCUGAACACCUCAGAAUUCAUUCAGCUGCUUCUGUCCUGUGUCACAUCAUCAAUAAACACUAGUGUCCCAGUGCCACUUGUAGCCAUGUACACCCAAGCCAUCACACUGUAUUUUACAGAGGAUGUGGUUACUUGGACCAUGAGCUGUUCCACUCCUUCUCCAUACAUUUCUUCUUGCCAUCAUUCUGGUAGAGGUUGAUCUUGGUUUAAUCUGUCUAAUGAGUGUUUUUCCAGCACUGUGCAGGCUGUAUUAGAUGUUCACUUGGUUGGCUUUUGUGAAUGGGUUUUUCUUCAGCAUGGAAAUGAUUCUGCAAUCACCCACCACUGUUGUCUUUGACGUCCAGGUCUUUUUGUGUUGCUGACUCCAUCAGUGCUUUCUUUCUUACUGAGAAUUUACCAAACUGUAGAUUUUGCCAUUCUUAAUAUUUCUCAGAUGGAUUUUUUUUCUGUUUUUGUAGCUUUAGGAUGUCUUAUUCCACCUUCAUGUAGAGCUCUUUUCACCACGUUUUCUGUUCAUAGCAAAAUCUUCCAAAUGCAAGCACCACGCCUCAAGUCAACUGCGGGCGUUUUAUCUUAAUUGAUAAUGACAUAACAAAGGAACUGCCCACACAUGCCAAUGAAAGAACACUUUGAGUCAAUUGUCCAAUUACUUUUGGUACCUUUGGUUAAGAAGCUGAAUCUCCUAAACCCUUCAUCCAGUUUGAAUGUGGAUACCGUCAAAUGACAGCUGCUGGACAACUUUAGAAAAUACGAAAUAGUGUGCAGAUUUUGAACUUUGUUAGUUAAUUGAUUUGGUGGCAAUGGAGGCGGCCUUCAAUAGGAAAAGCUGUGAAAUACAAAGUUCCUGUUUUUCCACUAUGACAGUGCGUCCACAGUAAGAAAAACAGGGCAUUCUCUGUGAAUUAACAACAAAUUUAUGUUUGUAAUUAUAAAAUUACAGCACAAGACCUUUCUGUAAUUUUCCACAUUUAUCAUGUAGUUUCACUGGAGGAUCAGAAAAUAAUGAUUUUUGUUUAUUGGAUUAUUGGAGUCUGAUGUAUUCAGAAAUCACAUUCAAAAGCUAGUGUGUUGUAUUUCAUGCUAAAUGUAGCUAUCAGUAAUAUGACUAACAUUUUUUUACAACAUUCUGAGUUUAACAUUUUUAUAUUUAUUUUGGAUCUUAAAAUAGUGAAACUGCUUUAACUAUGCAAAUUAUAGUAAAAGGAGACAAAUGCUAUUCACUUGCUUUGUAAAUAAAGAAGCAAUAAAUAAAAUAAAGUAAAUGUAUACACUUUUAACUAGAUGCUUAUGGUUUCAUUACAGUAUUUUGUAUGAUACACUGUGUAUAAUAUAUUUUAUUGUUGUUAUUUUAAUUCAUUUUAUGAUGGUAUUCACUGCCAUGAAGUCUACUGAGGAAAACUGUCCUGUCUGUAUAUCUGAAUGAAUAAAGGGCAUAACCAAAGAC
Neolamprologus brichardi is the source of this 9152-nucleotide messenger RNA. NCBI's taxonomy places the organism in Eukaryota, Metazoa, Chordata, Actinopteri, Cichliformes, Cichlidae. The record is from RefSeq and is a predicted model, not a curated record.